Molecule: messenger RNA, 6383 nt
Organism: Anoplopoma fimbria (sablefish)
Lineage: Eukaryota; Metazoa; Chordata; Actinopteri; Perciformes; Anoplopomatidae
Product: macrophage-stimulating protein receptor-like
Exons: 21
Coding region: 197-4324 (1375 amino acids)
Biological process (GO): nervous system development; protein phosphorylation; cell surface receptor protein tyrosine kinase signaling pathway
Cellular component (GO): signaling receptor complex; membrane
Molecular function (GO): transmembrane receptor protein tyrosine kinase activity; protein binding; ATP binding
Source: RefSeq, a predicted model, not a curated record
UGUUGCAGGUCAGUGAAUGGACCUUCACUAACACAGGAUAUUUAUUUCUCAAAGAAUUCACAUUUUGAGACUGUUGGACAAAUCAAGACAUUCACUACCCUGUAAAAGCGAGAGCUCCUGCUGGUUCUCCAGAAUGUUCUCUUUGAGGAAAGUAUCUUAUAGGUGAUACUCAACCACGGUGGGCUGUGACGUGGAGAUGGUCACUUGGGUUGCCUUGCUGACAGUAUGCAUAUGGAUACAAACGGCCUCAGGGCAGCACACAUGUGCUUCUACUACACCCAAGAUGGUGGAUUUCACUGUAAAAUACUCCCUCCCCCACUUCCAGACAGACAAACCUAUACAGAACAUAGCUUUGAACAGGGAGGAGAGUCGGUCAAAUGUGUAUGUUGCAUCUCAGAAUGCAAUAGAGGCAAUCAACUAUGAUAUGGAAAAAAUCUGGCAGGUGAAAACUGGACCUGUUGGCAGUCCUGCCUGUGAAACAUGUUUGGUGUGUGACAUAGAAAUAGAUCCUGAGGAUGCCGUGGAUACAGACAAUGAGGUUAUGCUUUUGGAUCUCUCUGUAAUUCCCACUCCCUACUUGUACAUUUGUGGGAGUACACAACAUGGGAUCUGUCACUUCAUUGACACUGGCUCUCAAAAGCCUAACCCGAUGUGUUUAUACAAAAAGGAGAGAAACUCUCCAACCAGCUGUCCAGACUGUCUGGCCAGCCCCCUCGGCACCAAAGUCACCCUCGUUGAACAGGCAGCCACAACGUUAUUCUUUGUCACCGCCUCUGUCAAUGGCGAAGUGGCACAGAGGUAUCCAAGGAAGUCAAUAUCAGUGGUGAGGCCACUUUCAACUGAAGAUGGCUUUCAUAUGAUCACGAAUGGCCUGACAGUGCUCCCCAGUCUACGGGACUCUUACAGCAUCGAUUACAUCUACAGCUUCUCCACCAAGGACUAUGUUUACUUCCUGUCCCUGCAGAGAGAAGACCCAUCCAAGAGCAACUCAGCUUUUCAGACUCGUCUGGGACGACUGCCGAUACUAAUUCCAGAGGUGUGGAUGUACAGAGAGGUGGUCCUGGAGUGCCACUUCAACCCAAAGCGCAGGAGGAGACGGAUAGAGGAUAACAAUUACAUUGUGUAUAACGGGCUACAGGCGGCCCACUUUGGGCGAGCGGGGAAGGACUUAGCAGGACAGCUGAGUGUGAAUGAGGCAGAAGACAUUCUGUAUGGGGUGUUUGCAGAGGUGAAUGCGCAAGGUGAACCUCAAAGAAACUCAGCCCUGUGUGCCUUCCCUUUGACUAAAGUAAACAAUGCGAUAGAUGAAGGUGUGGAGGUCUGCUGCAAGUCAGGUACAGAGCAGCUGUCCAGAGGUCUCUGUCACUUCCAGCCGUGCGAGAGCUGCCCACAUGAAAGCUCUGAAGGUAACGACCAAUGCAGUGCCAAAGCCACUCUGGUGUCAAAGCCGUACCACAGACUAGACCUUUUCAACAGGAAGAUGGAAAACGUCCUUUUCACUGCUGUGUUGGUCACCACUAUUGGGAAUCACACGCUGGGCCACUUUGGUACCUCAGAUGGUCGAAUACUGCAGGUGAUUCUUUCUGUGUACAGCCGUAUUGUUUUUGCCAACUAUUCUCUUGGAGAAAGCCAAGUGUCCAGGACAGCAGAUGUGUACUCAGACGAUUCACUUCUCUUCGUAGUGGGAAAUAAGAUGUUCAGGGUGCCCUCUGCAGGACCGGGGUGUGCACAUUUUAUGACGUGCUCCAUGUGUUUGACGGCUCCAAGUUUCAUGAACUGUGGCUGGUGUUCAGGAAUCUGCUUGAGGCAGCAUGAGUGUGCCUCUCAUUGGAACAAAAACUCAUGUGCACCUGUCAUAACAGAGUUUUUCCCUAAAAUGGCCCCUGCUGGUGCUGAGGCAGAAGUGACACUGUGUGGCUGGGCGUUUCAGUCUCCUCGGGGUCCCACCAUCAGCAGCAAAACCCACAUCAUCACAGUGGGCUCUGGGACCUUGUGUAGCGUGCUGCCUGAAAACAGCAGUAGUGACCGUCUAGUAUGCAAGAUUCAGGAAAACACACCAAACCAGGACCUCAACAUCACUCUGGAAGUAAAGGAGGGGGUAGUGGCGAGCCGCUACUCCAUUGAAGGCACAGCACAGAUAACUGGCUUUUCUUUUGUGGAGCCUAGCAUAACAGAAAUCAGGCCUGACUAUGGACCCGUGUUUGGAGGAACGACGGUAACACUGACAGGCAGGUAUCUCAAUUCUGGGACACAGAGAGCUGUCUACAUUGGUGACAAACAGUGCGUCAUCACAAGUGUUGAUGAAGGAAGUGGGAAUUCUUCCAUUGUUUGCCUCACAGCAGCUGCAGCAGGUGUUGGCGAGGUUACUGUGAAAAUCGUCAUUGACAACUUUCACGUGACGACCAUCAAGAUAUUCUCCUACAAGAAAAAUCCAGCUAUAACCGCUGUACAUCCUUAUUGCAGUUUCCAAAGCGGCUCCAAGCUGGUGAUAGAAGGUCAGAAUCUUGACUCUGCCCACAGAACUGUUGUUAAGUACAAGUCUAAAAAAUCAAAUCCCAGCGUGCAAUCUCUUGAACGAGUCUGCAACGGCACAAGUAAUUCCACAUAUUUGGAAUGCUGGGCCCCUGCUUUUCCAGAGGAAAUGCCAGAAGAAAAGACGGAUACGGGAAAUAUUUCGAUUGACAUGGAUGGGAUAAGUGACCUCUGGACGAGACGUUUUGACUACCACCCUGAUGCCAAAAUCAUUCCAUUUGAAAAUGAUGACAAUGAAUUACCUCUAAAACCAGGGGAAACAGAAGUUUCACUGCAUCAUAGCAAACUGAAUACAGUGAGUUCAUGUAUGAAGAUCACAAUGACCAUUGGGGGUGCAAACUGCAAAGCCAAGGUUCUGUUAAAUGAGCUGACCUGCAGGAUACCUAAAGGCCUGGUUAUUCCUAGUGAGGGAUUGCCUGUCGAGGUGUCUGUGAAUGGGGACGUUCACGGUGUGGGUAGAGUAGUCAACGAUGACAGGAACAACAGCACUGUGAUUGCGGGCAUUGUGCUGGGCAUUAUUGCUGCAUUGGUAGUAGGUGCUGGCCUUGCAUUACUUGUGAUGAUCCAUUUGAGGAAGAAAAAGAGAGCCAACAUAGAGAAUCGUUUGUCAACAAUGCUUUCAAGGAACCGGAUGGGCGGUGGUGAUAUCUCCCCAACAGGUGACUACAGACGAGUGGAUCUGUCCAGUCAAACAUCAGGUUCAGGAGGAAUGGCCUUCCAAGGUAUGUUGUAUGCUGCCAGCCAUGAUCAUCUGGCCAUUCCUUUAAUAGCCCGGGACAAUAUCUCAAUGGUCAGUCUGAGCUCUGAACUUCUUGAAGAGGUCAAAGAUGUCCUGAUCCCGGCUGAGAUGCUCCGAAUUGAGGACAGCCAGAUUAUUGGCAAAGGCCACUUUGGUACAGUUUAUCAUGGUUACCUGAUAGACAGCAAUAAGCAAGAGACCCACUGUGCCGUCAAAUCACUGAACAGGAUCACAGAUUUGGGGGAGGUGGACCAGUUCCUCAGAGAGGGCAUCAUCAUGAAAGGUUUCCACCACCCCAACAUACUGUCUCUGCUGGGCAUCAUGCUGCCUAAAGAAGGGCUCCCUCUGGUGGUUCUACCGUUUAUGAAGCAUGGAGAUGUGCGUCAUUUCAUCCGCUCUGAGAAAAGGAACCCAACAGUGAAAGACCUGAUAGGUUUUGGGCUUCAGGUUGCCAAGGGGAUGGAGUAUUUAGCCCAGAAAAAAUUUGUCCACAGAGACCUGGCUGCACGUAACUGCAUGCUCGAUGAAACCUUCACAGUAAAGGUGGCUGACUUCGGCAUGGCUAGGGACAUCUAUGACAAGGAGUACUACAGCAUUCAAGAUCACAAACGGGUAAAGCUGCCAGUGAAGUGGAUGGCCAUCGAAAGCUUGCAAACACAAAAGUUCACCACCAAGUCUGAUGUGUGGUCAUAUGGCAUCUUAUUGUGGGAGCUGUUGACCAGAGGUGCCAGCCCAUACCCAAAUGUGGACCCCUAUGACAUCACACACUACUUGCUGAAGGGACGUCGGCUUCCUCAGCCACAGUUUUGCCCUGAUACUCUCUUCUCUAUCAUGCUGACAUGUUGGGCCCCGGAGCCUGAGUGCAGACCUACUUUCAACAGCGUGGUUACUGAAGUGCAACACAUCCUGUCCUGUCUGGAAGGAGAGCACUACAUAAAUCUGAAGGUUAACUAUGUCAACUUAGACCAGCCACGGCCCUACCCCUCCAUGACUGGAUCUGCAGAUGAGGCUGAGGCCUCAGACUUUGACACAGACAGUCCUGCUGGCAGCUGAGGGUGCAAAGUCCUAAGACUCUGAUAGGAACGCAUCCGUAAUAAAGUUGGACAGCAUACAAGAAAAGUGUCAAGGUAACCUGGAUCCAAUCAUGCGUCACAUAAAUUGUUUAUCUUUUCUACAAACCUGAGCACGUGGAAGGUUUGGCUACUGAUUUAAAAGACACUGUAGGUACUAUAAACUCUUACUGGAGCUGAGACAAAACCGAGUUGGAAGUUUCCCAUCCUUGUUACCACGUUUUAUUUAUAGCAAAAUGGAGACAGCAUAAAGAUGGAACUAAAUGCUUUUGUUUUAAACAUCUGAAGUACAAGUGUGACAAAAUGAAUGUAAAAUGUGCAUUUGUUCUCAGACUUGUAGAAUAGGAUGUGAGAAUAUGUGCUGUUAUGGAAAUAUAUGUCUCAUUGCAUUAGACUGUUUAACACAGGGUCUAUAAAUGCUGACAUGCGCUCAACGGUCAACAUUUAUUUAUUUUUUACACAAUUUUCCAGCUAUAUGGGGAUAUGAUAUAGAUUAUAUCUCUUCAUAUAGGCUAUAUAAUGUAGAUUUAAUACAAAAAGACGUGUCCAUGUGAAAUCAUUGUACGGGAUGCACAAUAACUCAAUGUUCUCAGAUUUAGAGCCAUCCAUUCUCUGACAAGCAAGCUGUCCGUGCUGUUCGGAUAUCAAUGAGGAGAAACACAUCCAGUACCUGUCAUUAUCACUAGAGGGCAACCAAUGCCUCCUUUUUAUGCCUGCUUCCAAGGCUGCUGCAGUGAUGUCUGCUGCACUAUGGCAGACAGCCCAACACAAAUAUGUUACAACAACAGUACAUCUACAAUAUAUUAACAUGAACAAACUCAUUCAUUCAUUUCAACUCAAUCAACUUAACAUGCUGUCCACACUGUGCGUGUUCUCUUGUUUUCUUGCAUGUAAUUACAAUAAUCUUCACAGCAAAUUAAAUAAUCCAUGGAAUUUUAGAAUGUAUGCACUGAUUUUGAGCUUUCAGACUGACAAUGCAUUGCUUUUUAACAAAAAAUAAUUUAUGUUGACCAAUAAGCUUUCCACCAGGGGGGAUUAACUUUGGUUCUGGUUUACUUGAUUUUUGUCAUUGCUGCAUUUUCUCUCCUUCCUGCCAAGCUUGAACUGAUGUUUCUUUGCUCCAGGUUUCACUGUAAAUAGUGUUUUUGCGCAGACAAAUGGUCGAUUAUUCAUGCAGUACUUGUCAAGUAAAGGUGUCAAAAAAAUGAAAGUCUCCCUAGACUUGUUUUUCCAAGCCUUGUCCUGAAAGUAUAAAACCAAACAAGACAGUUCGACCUAAAAGAAAGUCACCUAAAAUAUAUUCGUAACUGAUUUUAUUUCCUGAAAAAGAAAGUGCAGAUCACUUCAGCAAGAGAAGUCCUUUAUGAAAGCGUAUAAUCAAAGCAAAUGACGCAGGCAGUAAAGCCCCUGUUUUCAGUCAGGUGGAUGAGAGGAAAAACACACUGUUAAUGGUCUAAAUUAUGUCAGCUCAACCGGAGUGAAAACUACAUGCUUCUGUUUAAUCUGUGUAUCUAGCAUUUGUUAUACUCUCUAUGAAUAAUUUACGGAUCUAAAAAAUAAAAUAAAAAAGAUCCCUUGCCUUCAGGAACUAAAAAGGUGGCAGUUAUGAUGACAAGCUCUAGUUUUAUUCAGGUUGAGGUUGUGGAUUUGAAAAUGAGGUGAUAUCUGUAGCUAGAUACCGAACAGAAAGCCCAAAACUAUGGAUAUGUUUUGCUUUAACCACCAUUGCAUUUGAGAUUUGCUUUUUUUUAAGUAAUGCAAAAGCAAACACAGGAUGUUAUGUGUUUAAAUUUAAACUACCUGCUCUUUCAAUACCAUCAGGACUUCAAAGAAAUAAAAUAAAUCCCUUAUUUCAGAUCAUUUAGUAUUGUAGUAUUUGUAGAGAGGCGAGCAGUGGAAAAGAAAAGGUUAGUCAAUACAUAGAAAUUAUGAGCUGCACAUGAACCCACAAAUGUUAAAGACACAUUUUAUACCUCAGCCUAAAGGCAACCGAAACAGUUGAGGCUUCUGCAAUGAAAUAAAGUCUUUAAAGUAAGUCUUUU